UCCACCGGAACCGGGUCCGCUUCGUCGAUUAGUUUGCCAGUUUGGUCAUAUUUUGUAUUCAACCAGUUCGACGCGUGCCACGACUAUUUACGCUAAUGUGCAUCUAUUUCGAGGACUUAAGCACAUCGAACUUUCGAAUGAACCUAUUUUAAAAAUGUUCCGGGAAAGAAAAAGAUGAACGCUGUCGGGUGUGCAUCCACUCAACAAUAAUUAGGACCUAGACUUAGGCCUAGUGUGUCGGGACUGCAAGUAACAUUACAAACAACAAUCGUUUUACUACAACAGAUUCUUAUUGUGUACAGACAUGGACGAUAUUUUCACACAAGUUAGAGAAGGAAAUGCUUUCCAUGUUCGAGUAUGGCUGGAUAACACUGAAAACGACCUGAACCAAGGGGAUGACCACCGGUUCAGUUUGCUCCACUGGGCGGCCAGAGAGGGGCGUAAUAACAUUGUGGAUAUGUUGAUACAGCGAGGGGCACGCAUCAACGCCACUAACAUGGGGGAUGACACGGCAUUACACCUUGCCGCCAGCCAUGGUCACCGUGACAUAGCUCUCAUGCUUCUACACAACAAGGCAAAUAUCAAUGCUGUAAACGAACACGGGAAUACACCACUUCACUACGCAUGUUUCUGGGGCCAGGACUACGUAGCAGAGGAUUUUGUCAACAAUGGAGCACUUGUUGGGAUUGCCAACAAAUUUGAUGAGACACCUCUGGACAAAGCCAAACUGAGACUAGCUGAGGCAUUAAGAGAUCGAGCCUUACAGCUCGGACAAGAUCUACAGAAAAUCCCAUUCAAGGACCGCAGCUGGCUGGGAUAUAAAACUAGGAGCAGAGAUGCCUUGUUAUCUAGACAUACUGGUAUAGACAUAGCACAGCUCAACCUCAGUAAACCUGUCACCACAACACACUCAGGGGAGCUCUGGCGGGGACAGUGGCAAGGCAAUGAUAUCGUGGCUAAAAUACUCAAUGUGAGGGAAUGUACAACGCGUAACUCUCGCGACUUUCAGGAGGAAUUCCCGCGACUAAGGAUCUUUAAUAACCCCAAUGUGUUGCCAGUCCUGGCUUGUUGUAACCAGCCCCCAAAUCUGGUGGUGAUCAGCCAGUUCAUGCCGUACGGCUCCCUAUACAACGUCCUACAUGGAGAAACAGGUAUAGUUCUAGAUCAGAACCAGACAUUGCGGUUUGCCAUUGAUGUCGCUCGUGGCAUGGAGUUUCUGCACUCAAUGGAUCCCCUUAUCCCAAAUCUCCUCCUUACCAGUAAACAUGUUAUGAUUGACGAGGAUUUGGCAAAGAUAAAUAUUGAUGAUCCUAAGUAUUAUGGUCCGGAUGGCACAGUUAACGGGAUUGAUGAAGAUUUGACAGCAAGGAUCAACAUGGCUGACUAUAAAUUCUCCUUCCAUGAGAAAGGCAAGCUGUACAAUCCAGCUUGGAUGGCACCAGAGGCGUUGCAGCGUAAACCGGCUGAUAUUAACCAACGAGCAGCCGACAUGUGGAGCUUCGCCAUGGUGAUGUGGGAACUGGAAACACGGGAGGUACCUCAUUCUGAUCUGGCCGCAAUGGAGGUGGGAAUGAAGAUUGCUAUGGAGGGUCUGCGCAUCAACAUCCCGCCUGGUAUAGCAUCACAUCUGUCACGCCUCAUUAAGAUCUGUAUGAACGAGGAGCCAGGCAAACGACCCAAGUUUGACAUGAUCAUCCCGAUCCUGGAAAAACUGAGGCAAAGAUAAACAGGGCAUCAAACGAGGGAGAGACAGGAGAAUAGGACCCAACAUUUACAACAUCUCGGGCAAAGUAGUCCGAUGAUGUAAAAACAUAACCUUCCCUGUGUCAGUGACAUACUCAUGUGUUAUUCAACGCAGCGCACCACUGCCAAAUCUUAGAUAAUAGUUGUUAACUCACUUUUGGUUCAAAUUGCUGUGCUGUCUUCCUGGAAAUUGAGUAAAGUUUGUGGUUGUCAGACUUCUAUACAGUCCUCAUAUCUACUGGAUUAAAAAGGAGUAGAGCAGUACCUAGGAUAAAAGUAGGGUGUUUUAUUGUAAAGACCUGAUCCUGUUUUCUAGUGUGUAUACAUGUAUUGAAGAAAGCUGGAAGGUUAUUUGGAAGGAAGUAUUUUGAAAAAAUAACAAAAUCCUGAAAAAUUAUUUAUUUUAAAUGUUACCGUGAUUCACUUAAAAAACCCAAAUAUGUUUUCAACAAUUAUGCUUUAAAAGACUUUGGAGCCUUUCAAUGAAGGAGGCAAACAGAUAUUUGCCUUAUUGGUUGAAGAUGGAGGGUUGAAUCAAAGAGUGACAAAGUGCUUAGUGUUCAUUUUUGUGAUUUCUUCGGCAGCAUGUUUUCGGAUGAUUUAAUUUUCACAAGCUCAAACAUCAAUAACAAUAAAUAUGGAGUAGUUGGUUUUACACUGGGGGAGUGUGUGUGUGUGUGUGUGUAGGGGGGGGGGGGGGGGACAUGUAUAAGCAUGCCCAUAAUAUACUUAAUUCUCCAUAUCUACAUUUAGAUAACAGUAAGUGAAUCACUUGUUGUAACAGAGUUGAAAUCCUGCUUAAACAUUGAUACUGACACAGGGCAACACUGUUGGGGUUCAGGUGAUAUGGUGCUAUCAGUUUUAAUAAUACCAAAUGCAAUUACAUGUGUUUAUGUUUGCAAGGCCAAAUAUUAUGAAUUUUGCUUAUUUAUUUGCAUGAUUGUAUGAACAUGUGUAUGGUGUAUUUUUAUAUGUACUGUAUAAUAUUAUUAUACUUAUAUUACUUGCAUUUUUUGUCAUGAAAACCAUAAUACAAAAUGCAUGAGCUUUAUACAUACUCCCUGUUAAGUUAAUGUAAACUGCUUGACUGCUUGACCUUAGUUUACUAGGCAUUACUUAGUUAGCGAUUAUACAAUGUUCAUGUUUUAUCUAUUGGUCUACAGCAGGAUCACGUUUCCAUGGGGGCCGGAUGUAAUUGUUUCAUGGAUACAUAAAACAAAAUGCAAUCCAAAUUGUUCAAACAUAAAGGGUGUAAAACUAUACUUUCUGUUGGAACAGACAAUCGUGGCCCCCAUAAAAAUUGAUGUACUGUAAGCCCUGGUUGCUGUGCCUUUUCAUGUUGUGAAAUAUAACUUGGCCUGUAUUUAGUGACUGUAUUUUUAUUUGCUUUGUUUCAAAGUAUACCAGCACUGAUAGCUAUGUUUCAUUAACUUUAAGACUUUGUAAACUGCCAACUGCCACAGAAGAUGUCAUAUUUUGCUAUUUGCUUCAAACAGAAUCUCCAUCAGAAAUGUAACUCUAUUACUUAGCUUGUUUUUUUUUCAUUUUUUGUUGUUGAGUGAACUUGCAUAAACAAGAUAACAGUAAUAAGUUCAUUGUAACAUAAUCUAAAUUCUCAACAAUACUCAUGUCAGUCUUCCAGAGAUGUUCUCAAGGGACGUCUGAAUAUAAUAUUUAGCUGAUUGUUUAAAGAUAAAAAGAAAUGUUUUUCUCUCGAGUAAACCAGAGACAUGAGCACAGAUUAUAGAAUUACUGUGUGUUGGUAAAUAGUAUAAAAAGUACAUUGAAAUCAAGAUGAUUUAAUCUGUAUGGCACAUAAAAUGAGCAACAGAAAACUGGCAUAUUUCUGCUAUAUUUUUUUUUCAAAACAAUGGUCAUAGUCUGAUGUCAUACAAUCCAGUAAUAUAUAAAGAUUAGGAUACCUGAUGUCAACAAGUGGCAUCAAUCUAAACACUCUAUACAGGUUAGCGAAGCAUCUACUUCAGUAAAAUUUGUAUACAGGUGAAUAAUGGUUGUUGAUCACUUAUUGUAACGGGAAUUUUCUGUUUCACUUUAUACUUUAAAACAUGAAUUAUUUGCAACAAUGUUGUUUUCACAUUUGAAUGCAAAUUUAAAACAGUGUCAACCAUUGUUAUGUGCAAGUUAAAUCUCAAACGUGAGAGUGAAUCUACUACCAAUUAAAAUAUUUUGAAAAUGCAUUGAUAUAUUAGGGGAAGAGAAAACAUUACUGCUAACCGUUCAACAGCAUAUAUUGAUCUCAUUACCAGAUGUAGCUAUAUAGAUCAGGUAUUUUUAUGAAAUCUUCCAGUGCUGAUUAAAAACAAUUUGUUACAUUUAUUCCUCGCUAUCGAAAGUCACGUUAAUGUAAUACAAAUCACAGGGGCAUGGAUCGCUUUACUUGUAAUAUAAAAAAAAAUA
Messenger RNA from Mizuhopecten yessoensis (Yesso scallop), 4161 nucleotides. Its product is annotated as integrin-linked protein kinase-like. Gene Ontology annotation, biological process: integrin-mediated signaling pathway; substrate adhesion-dependent cell spreading; cell-matrix adhesion. Lineage: Eukaryota; Metazoa; Mollusca; Bivalvia; Pectinida; Pectinidae. Gene Ontology annotation, cellular component: stress fiber; focal adhesion. The transcript has 13 exons. The coding region runs from base 305 to 1726 and encodes 473 amino acids. The record is from RefSeq and is a predicted model, not a curated record. Gene Ontology annotation, molecular function: protein binding; protein kinase activity; ATP binding.